AUGUUUAGCCGCGACACCGGUUCACCACAGUGGAAGGAGGAGUAUUCAAUUUAUAAGAACCUCUUGCCGUACAAAGUACAAACCCUUCAUCCCAACUUGUGUUUCACCAGCUUCGCUCAAUACGCGACCAGAGUCCGAGGUAGCCCCAGAUCGUUGGCCACCACCGCCCUCUCCUUGGCAUUCAACACGACUCGUUUCACAACAAAAUCGAUGAUAUCUAUCUCCAAACGCCACGGCUUAAAGCGUAGAGAGGCGGCGGUGUUGCGGGAUUGUGUGGAACAACUAGGAGACUCCGUUGAUGGGCUGAAAGACUCGAUCGCGAAACUACGUUUACCUACUGCGGGCAACAGCGAUGUUCGACGUCAAAUGAAUGAUAUACUGACAUGGGUGGCUUGUCUGGGAAAUCCAUUAACCGUAAUUUUAAGACCGGAGUGA
Messenger RNA from Hibiscus syriacus, 435 nucleotides. Its product is annotated as pectinesterase inhibitor 10-like. Lineage: Eukaryota; Viridiplantae; Streptophyta; Magnoliopsida; Malvales; Malvaceae. The transcript has a single exon. The record is from RefSeq and is a predicted model, not a curated record. Gene Ontology annotation, molecular function: enzyme inhibitor activity. The coding region runs from base 1 to 435 and encodes 144 amino acids. Gene Ontology annotation, biological process: negative regulation of catalytic activity.